Molecule: messenger RNA, 1732 nt
Organism: Physella acuta
Lineage: Eukaryota; Metazoa; Mollusca; Gastropoda; Physidae
Source: RefSeq, a predicted model, not a curated record
GGUGGUGAUGCUGCGGUCUAGCUACACCAUCGGUGUCUGUCACUAGAUGUCAACUGUCAUUGGCACAAUCUUAGCAUGGCCGACACUACCAUUUUCUCUUUCACUGGUGUAACAUUAGUUUAAGUACUAGUGUGUUGGAUGACGGACGAUUGUUAGACCAUUAAUCUGACGAGUGUGCUGGAACAUUUGGUGGUGCUGAAUGAAGCUGACCAUGCGUGUUCUAGAAUGAUCUGUAGCCCCGUGUCUCCAGAAGCUCUGCCCCCUACCUCUGCUGUAUGGCUGAUACUUCUGGUCCUCACGUCCACCCUAAGUCCAGUAGCCAGUCAGUCGGGUCUCCUGAUUGCGGCUGCCUGCUAUGGAAACAUCAACAACUACCUACGACUGGACUGUGGGGAGAGCGGGAAGAUCCAAGUCAUCAAUGUCUACCACGGCACGCGGGCCAAGUCCUACAACUGUACCAGUCCAGCUAGCGUGGACACUUACAACAAGGAGUGCUGCAACAGGAUCCCCUCUGACUGUAUGAUGCGCGUGGCAGACAGCGCCUACGUCGUGUGCAACAACAAUGCCAGGUGUACCGUGGCCUCCACCUGGUCCAACGCCAACAAGGAGUGCGACCAGGACACCUACCCACAGAACUCCAACUACAUGCUGAUGGAGUACAGGUGCCUAGGUAUAACAACGGCAGCUGAAACAACAACCACUAGUAUUAAAACUAUCGACAGAAAUCAGCUGAUCACAAACAGCACAACAGCAUGGCCUACGACAGCCUGGCCAACAACUGCUGCAUCGACAACUGAAUCUACAACUGUCGCAACGAACAAUAAGCCUACAGGCUAUAAAUCAACAUUGUUACAGCCCCUUACAACCCAACCUCCCACACAUCCGUUCCCCACUCCACUCCCCACAGACCAAACCCCCUCACAAGCCCCCACACAGCAGUCGACUGUGGCACGGAACAGCACAGGACGAGUGUACAACCACACCCAGCCAGCACUCAGUGCCUUCAGCACAGAGAGACAAUCGGCCAAAUCAGAGGAGGAAUUGAGUAAUGCCAUGGUUGGUGCCAUCAUAGGGGGAUCGCUAGGGAUGUUCUUGACACUGGUAGCCUUCAUCUUCUAUUGGGGCAGAAAACGCCACCUGAGGAUCGUGGGCAAGCCCCAGCCCACUGUGUGGGACUACCUCCUGUCUCAGACCUUCACCGUGCGGGGCUCCAGGGGAUACGACCACUUCUCCAGCGUCAGAUCUUCGGCCAGUUCGGACGGUGAGGCCGGCAGUCCGGUCGUCAGAAAAAACAUGUGGCUGCCCAACAUUGUACACAGGGAAGACACGGCUCAGGAUGACGCCAUCAGUAACUAUGACAACGAGACUGACAGACACAGGGUGGAGGUGCACCCACGGGCCUCACCAACGCCCUACGCCUUUGUCAACCUUUACGUGGACGCCCCAAGCACAUCCCAAGGUUAUCAAGGUCAUCACGAGGCUUAAGGGUAAACUCAUUUACCCUUGUGGGGACAAAUGCGGAGGUCUGAAUGUUGCCCAGUCUAUUGAGGUCAUUCCAAGGUCAUUUGGAGGUCUGAAUGUCAACACAUUCAUCACUUUCGUUGAGACAUUAAAGUCAUUUUUAGGUCAUUAAGAGGUGUGAAGGUCAACAGGUUCAUCACUUUCGUGGAAACAUUGACGUCAUUCCAAGGUCAUUAGGAGUCAGCAUAUUCAUCAUUUUGUAAGAGGCAUU